Molecule: messenger RNA, 6657 nt
Organism: Orussus abietinus
Lineage: Eukaryota; Metazoa; Arthropoda; Insecta; Hymenoptera; Orussidae
Product: citron Rho-interacting kinase
Exons: 14
Coding region: 246-6104 (1952 amino acids)
Biological process (GO): actomyosin structure organization; peptidyl-threonine phosphorylation
Cellular component (GO): cytoskeleton; cytoplasm
Molecular function (GO): ATP binding; protein serine/threonine kinase activity
Source: RefSeq, a predicted model, not a curated record
CGUUACGCGUAAACAAGUCCUUCGAGGGAUGAAAGUUCAUAAACAAUGUACUUUUGGUAUAAACAAAUGGUGAUAUAAGGUGCCUUGCUACUUAAUGCGGACGUUUGUUUAAGAAUUUCACCAGAAUAUGGAUUUGUUUCUGUGAAAAAUAUUAAUUCCAAAGAUUCGAAUACCUGCUCAGUGCUUCGGCGUUGUUAGCGUUGAUUUUCGUAUAUGCAAAGUUUGUUCAUAAAAAAAUAAUAGAAAUGGCGGCAGAACCUAUCGCGGUGCGAAUUGCACGAAUGAACAAUAUGUUAUUGUACAAAACUGCGACGCAAUCUUCCACGACCACCACUGGGAAGCUCCUCGUCAGGGAAGGCCUCCUGGAUGCUUUCACGGUUUUGUACGAAGAAUGCAGUAAUGAGUAUCUAAAGAGAGACAGAAAUGUUGCGAGGUUUCUCGAAAAGUAUGAACACGUGAUGGCUGAGAUACGCAGACUCCGAGUUAAUCUUUCCGAUUUUGAAGUGAAGAAGUUAAUCGGUAGGGGUCAUUUCGGAGAAGUACAAUUGGUUAGGGAGAAACAAACGGGAGAUAUUUAUGCAAUGAAGACUCUGCGGAAGAUCGAAGCUUUGAAACAGGAUACUUUUGCUUUAUACGAGGAAGAGCGCAACAUAAUGGCCGAAGCAAUGUCGUCGUGGCUCACUAAGCUACAAUAUGCCUUCCAAGAUAAUAACACUCUUUACUUGGUUAUGGAGUUUCAUCCCGGAGGUGAUCUCGCAGCUCUGCUAGAUAGAAACGAUGGUUCCUUGGGAGAAGACAUGUCCCGAUUUUAUUUAGCAGAGUUGACUUUAGCUAUACAUGCUUUGCAUCUAAUGGGGUAUGCGCAUCGUGACGUAAAGCCUGAAAAUGUUCUCCUGGACAGGCUUGGUCAUGUAAAACUUGCUGAUUUCGGUUCCGCUGCUAAACUGGGCAACCAGGGUUUAAUUUCGAGCCAGAUGCCAGUGGGAACUCCGGAAUAUAUUGCCCCUGAGGUAUUGCGCUCUAUGGAAGGUGCUUCCAAAAAUAAGAGACUGUCUUCAUAUGGCAAGGAAUGCGAUUUUUGGUCUCUUGGUAUCAUAGCGUUCGAAAUGGUUUAUGGAAGAACUCCUUUCGCUGGGGAUCAGUUACUGGAAACGUACUGUAAUAUAAUGAACCACAAGAAAAACUUGGCUUUCCCUGAAAGUGGGAGCACAACGUUCAGGAAUUUUGUGCGACGUUUACUGGAAGAUGCCAACGCAAGAUUGACUCAUGAACAGAUAUUGCAACAUUCAUUUUUCUCCAAUAUCAAUUGGAGUAAUAUUAGGAAUAAGGCUCCGCCAAUAGUGCCUUUGGUCAGCAGUGCUGACGAUACUUCAAACUUUAUGCCUGUCGACACGUCGGAUUCGCGUUCUCCGAGUUUGGAGUUCCAUCACACAUCCAAAGAUUUUUCUGGUAGGAAUUUACCUUUUGUUGGAUUCACUUUCGUAAAGCAGAUGUCGACUCAGUAUGAGAAGGUGUCGAAGGAGAAGGUCGAACUGGAGGUUCAGCUGGAGAACAAGAAGAGGGAGCUUCAGGAACAUCAAAAGAAAAUGCUCGAACUUCAAGACAAGUCUAGCGUUAGUUCUAAAGUGACCAGCACUCUGGAGUGUCGAUUGGAUGAGAAGUCGAAGCGACUAGAGGCUUCCAAUAAAGAAAGGGACCGGCUGGAGCGAGAACUGGCUUCGGCAAGGUCGGAUUUAGCUGGAGUCAAGAGAACUUUAGAAUUGGAGCGGCAGGAAAGAAGAGAGCUGGAGACUCGGGCGCUUGAUUUAAUAAAAGGAGCGAAAAGAAAAUGGGAGACUGCGGAGAAAGAGAAGAUUGCUCAACUAAAUAAACAUUUAGAGGCGCAGACAGUAAGGAUCACGGAAUUGUGUACUAGCAAUAACGAAAUGAGUUCUCGUCUCCAACGAGCAGAGUGUGAACUCGAGACUGCUAAUGCGGAACUACACAAAUUGAGAGUAUUCCAGGUACAAUAUAAAGAAUCGCUAGCGAAAACAAGGGAACUCAGUCGGCAAAGUGUUCAAGGAGUGGAAAGCAAGCUCGAAGAAAUUGCUUGUCGUUCCCACAAUCAGCUGGCUGAGUUACGAGCCAAGUUGGAGUUGGAGAUGGCGAAGAAUGCUGAUUUGGAGACGAAGCUACGCAAUGAGCAAGAUUCGAAUCACUGUCGCCAGUCAAGACUCAAUGUCGCUUUUGAACUAUCGCAGAGUGAACUGAAGGACUGUCAGGAACAGCUGCGUAGCCUGCAAGCUACAAUUCCAGUUCGGGAGGGUGAAAUAGAAACUUUGAGGAACCAGUUGAAAGAGAGAUCGAAACAGCUGGACUGUGCCAGCGUGGCAGAGCAAACAGUCAUGACUCUUCAGGAACAAAUCGACAGACUGAAACUCGAAAAUACAAACUUGAAGGAACAAUUAGACGCUGCCAAAUCAGACCUCAGUGAGACCAUGUCAAAUCUAGAGCACAGUGAAAGCCUCGCUUUGAAUUUGGAGCAAGCAACAAUGGACCGGACUGUUUUACAACAAAGAUUGCAACGUUCCCUCGAUAAAGAAGAGGAGCAGCUCCGUAAAGUUGGAGACUUGGAAGAAUUGUUACGACGCCUUGAACAAAGCGUGUCUAAGCUCGAAGCCGAAAACGCGAGUUUGAAACAGUCUGACAAGGCACGGCCCAGUUCGAGUAGGCACUCCAAUCAGAAGGAAAUCGCUGAUAAGACGGCAUUCUUGGAGCAGCAGAUCAAAAAGCUGGAGCAGCAGUUGGAAACAUCCAGGGAAAACGCAGCGGCCGAGCGGCAAGCUGCCAAACAGGCUCAGAGUAAUCUCUGGAAGAAGGAGAAGGAAGUGUCUGACGCGAAUCUGGAUAAGAGGAUCGCCCUAAGGGAGGCCAAAACAGCCGAGGAGAAGGCGAAGACGCUGCAGGAGGAGAAGCAGAAAUUAUCGGAGCAGCUGAAUAAUAAAAUCAAGAGUGAAGAGGAGCGAUCAAAGAAACUCCUCAAGGAGCUGGACAGCGCGAAAGCGUCGUUGGUUGAGGUCACCAAGGAGUCGUCUAGGUACAAAUCGCAAGCCGAGUCUGCUCAGAAGGCACUGACCCAGAUCAACAAACAGAUAGAGGAGUUGCAGUCCUCCAGCGCGUCUCUUCGCAGAGAGCUGGACGCGACUCGCAAACAGCUCCGGACAAGUCAGGAUUGCGUGGACAGCUUGAAUGCCGAGAACAAGCGGUUGAAUUCUACGAUAGCGAGACGCAACGAGGAGAAAUCCGAUUUGGAGUCGAGGGUCGAGAAGCUGGAGCAAGAGGCAAAGGGCUACGAGGUGAACAUUGAGUUGCUGAAGGAGACCUGCACGGUUCUCGAGGAGCAGCUCACAGAUUAUGAAAGACUGACGAGCGACCAUGAGACGCGGGAGAACACGUUGAUCCAGGACAAGAUGAAGCUCCAGAAGGAUCUGGAAGCGGUGGAGCUGAAGUUGAGGGAAGCAAAGGUCGCCCAGAACGAGGAGAAGACGCUGCGGUUGAUAGCUGAGCGAGCGAUAGAAAGGCUGGAGUCGGAAACGAGCGACAUCGAAGGCGAGCGGGAUGGCCUGAUGAACCAGAGAGACCAGUACAAGAAACUCACCCAGGAACUGAGCAAGCAGGUUGCGGAACUGACUGCGAAAUGUGGCGAGCUGGAGUGCGACCUCUCCGAGACGCAGCGAGCCCUGGAGACGGCCAGGGCGGAGUCCAGGAUCGUCAAGGAAGAGAGUACUCAGCACUUGACCAGGCUCCACGAAUUAAAGGAGGCGAAUUUUGGCCUGAUGGCGGAUCUGCAAGCCAACGUCGACCUGAGCCAGGAGCUCAGGGCCAGGAUCUCCGAGCUGGAGAGCGUCCUGGAAGAGAUGAGACAGUUCUACCAGGAGAGGGAGGUCAAGGCUGAGGGCACCCGCCAACAGCAGACCAAGCUGAUAGACUACCUCCAGUCCAAGCUGGAGGAGAUCACCAAGAAGAAGAAGACCGUCUGCGACAAGAUCUUCGGGUCCAAGCAGAAGGAGAACGUGCCUCCGGUUACCACCGGCUUGCCCGUGGGGUACAGGGAGCUGGAGAACCAGCUGGCCAAGGAGAGGGCGAAGGUGAAGGCGUUGACGGAACAGCUGCUGAUCCUUAAAGCUGCCCAGGCGACCGCUCCGAUUCCUUCUUGCCCUGCCAGCCCCGAGACAAAGAACGCCUUGAGUUAUCUCCCGGAGUCCCCGACCGAAACCAUGACCAGGCGACCUUCCGUUCAUAGGAUGCGACAUAAUAUUCCUCACAGGUUUAAUGUCAGCCUCCCGAUGCGCGCUGGAAAGUGCGCAGCUUGCUCCGAGUCCAUUCAGUUCGGCAAACGCGCCGCUAUUUGCAGCGAAUGCCAGAUUAUGACGCACCUUAAGUGCUCGCCGAAUGUCCCCGCCACCUGUGGACUUCCUGGGGGAUUCGCUGAACAUUUCGCUAAGACCUGGAAACUCAGCAACGAGAGUAUCUCCAGCUUGGCCGACAGCGUGCAGACGCUGGCUCUCGAUCAGCCUGAUAAGCCGGAUGCGGUGGAGUCCGAUGUUAAAUCGAAGGACUGCACGGGGAAGGUCUCGAUGGAGGGCUGGGUCAAGGUACCAGGUCGAGCGAAGGCUUGUUGGGAGAGGAAGUACCUUCGCCUGGAAGGUUCUUCUUUAAGUAUUUACGAGCAUCAACCGAGCUCCGGGAUGGCACCGAUGAGCAGAUUAGAUCUCGACGAAAGCGGCGGCUUCAAGGUCAUCGAGACGCUCCACCAAACCGAUGUAAAUGGGACCGCGAAGUCGGACUUGCCGUUCGUCCUCAGGGUGGAACCUAUCUCCUCCACGACUUGUUGGCCCUCUUCGAGGCUAGACAUCAUGACCUUGAGUCAGGCUGACAAGAAGAAUUGGCUGAAGACUUUGAGGGCGGUCACUCGUCAGGACGCACCGGAGAAGCCUGCUAGAUAUGAAAAAUAUCAGACCGUACUCAGGCUAGACAAACACCGAGUGGACCUGAACUGCGUGGUGGAGUUGGAGCAGGAGGGUGUUCUUCUGCUGGGCGCUGAGGAGGGAUUAUUUUCAUACAAAGGGUCGCAGUCCCAGACUUUGACCGCGAUUCGAGGAGUCAAAAGGGUCCACCAACUUUCUCUGCAUCCUCAGCUGAGUUUGGCGCUGAUGAUCGCUGGACAGGAUCGACUCCUCGUUUCCUGCGAUUUGAGACUUCUGAAAAGUAACGCACUGGCUGCCGCUUGCUCGAGACCUGCUAUAAGUACGCAGCCUAUUCUUACUGGUAACGAGAGUUGCCACCUGUACCAGGUACAAGGAGACAUGCUGUGUGCCGCAACUGCGACGCACGUUAUAUUGUUGAAGUGGAUGACCAGCCAGGAUUCCGGCGAGUUCAUUGCAGUGCGUGAACUGGAGACCCAGGAACCCUGCAGCUGUGCCAUAUUCACGGAUAACGUUGUCAUCGUUGGAUGCAACAAAUUCUUCCAGAUCGACUUGAAAAACUACUGCAUCGACGAAUUUCCUGACGAGGACGACAGCUCGGUGAAGGCUGCCAUAACCGGUGUUGCAAGACUUGGAAUAUUCCCAGUUUGCGUGUUAAAUGUCUCCUUAACGUCGAAUUCGGUCGAACUAUUGUUGUGCUACAAUGAAUUCGGCGUGUUUGUCAAUGAAAGUGGACAAAGGACACGGAACAUUGAUCCCACAUGGAGUCACUUGCCUUUUGCCUUCGCUUUCCGGAGACCGUACCUGUUCAUCGUUCACUUCUCUUCUGUGGAGAUCGUCAAGUUAACCCAGGAUACGUACAAGUCGGAGUCUAGGGACCCUGAAAGGAUUCUGAUAGACCUGAACAAUCCUAGAUUUUUGGGACUGGCUGGUCCUAGGGGAAUUUACGUCUCCGCUAUGAAUAAUAUCCUGGAAGUGCUGAAAGUCGAGGGGCCUCCUACGUCCAACUUGGACGACAGUUUGGGCAGCCUGGAUACCCUGGCUCAGGAAGACGACAGCAGCUCAGAGUUCAGUUUCACCUCGAGCUUGAUGGAAGCGCUGGAUGGCCAAGGCAAAAGGGUACAUUUUGCGAAACACUGAAUAUUUAUUUAACUUAAGUGUGGGAACCGGGAGGAAAGUUCCUCCGCCAAUUUUCAAUUGGUACAAGAGGCUCGACAAGUAUUUCCCACGUAAUGGGAUCCAAGAAAUUCCUUAUUUUCUGUUUAUUUACACGCGUUAUGUAGAGGUGGUCUCAGAACUCCUGGACAUUUCUUCUUGCCGUAUCUUUAGACUCCUGAGAGGAGAUCCCUCGCAUUUAAAGGAGAAACGGGCUCAUCCAUUUCGUGUAUAUUUUUAGUUCUACCUUCCGUAAUCUAGUGAUAACUGUAAAGACAAUGGAGGAGGUCAGUUUACCUGUGUUCGUCGAGGGUAUGCGAAGAUAUACUUUUAUCUUCCACGUGGAGAUCUGUAUUUUUCGCCCUGGCGUAUUGAUAUUGUAAUUAGUUAUUACGAAUCGGCUGGACGGUGCCUCUCACCGGAAACUAUGCGAGAUAAAUAAUAUAUUUUCGACGUUCUUACACGUUUUAUACUUUUGUCAUUUUUCACGGCCUCCCGACGACGCGUCGUCGGGGUUAAUAAAGUCGACGAAGCAGAA